UACAGUCUGCUUUGUCAGUCAGAUAUAUAUUUGUAAAUCAUGAGCGGUAUUUAAGUGACAGAUAUGUCAGUUCCGACUGAUAUUUUAGGUAGAAAGUGGCGUCGGAGGCGAGGCCAUGUGCUCACCUACCUCAUGAUCAGCGGACCGGUGACUGUGCUAUAAAUUAGUAUAAUUGGGACAGGCAUGCAAACACAGACAUUGGGUGUAAAUACGACUGCUUAUAAAAUGGCCAGAUAUCACUCCAAAACGACUGUGUUGCAAAAUGACUGGGACCAAGUUGCAUCUGCUGUCUGGCAGAGGUACCCCAACCCACACAGUAAACAUGUUCUAAGUGAAGAUGUAAUCUCGAGAAAGGUAGAAGACAACAAGCUCCACAGCUUCCGACUGCUGACCAAGACAAACCAUUUACCCAAGUGGGGGGAGCGAUUCCUCCCUUCAGGUACCCCCAGGUUUGCAUCCGUAGUGGAAGAGUCUGUGGUGGACCCCGUUGCAAAAACCUUCACAACAUUCACAUGGAACCUCAACUUUACCAGAAUUAUGAAUGUUAGAGAGAAGGUGGUCUACUCAGUGUCACCAGAAAACAAUGGCUGGACCCAAGUCCACAGGGAAGCCUGGGUGUCCUCUAGCAUGUACGGAUUCAUCCGAGCCAUCCAACACUUUGGGGUGGACAGAUACAAGAAGAACUCAGAAAAGGCCAACUUGGGACUCCAACUUGUGCUGGGCAGACUCUUUAACAAGGGACAGGAAGUUUCUUCAGAGCAGAAACCUGUAGAAAAGAAAAUAUUACUGAAAGAGAAGGCUAAAGUUGCAAAGGAAGCAGCCAUUCAGGUGGCUCAGCAGAAAGCACAGCAAAAGCAGGGAACGUUGAUGUGACAAAAGGCAGACCAAGUGGAUAGUUAGAAUUAUAGCAGUGUGAAAAGAUUGAAGAUACAUAUUAUGUUACAAGGGUGUUUGUUCGCCCAAAGCUCAAUUUGUGGAAAAA
Molecule: messenger RNA, 982 nt
Organism: Branchiostoma floridae (Florida lancelet)
Lineage: Eukaryota; Metazoa; Chordata; Leptocardii; Amphioxiformes; Branchiostomatidae
Product: PRELI domain-containing protein 1, mitochondrial-like
Exons: 4
Coding region: 184-873 (229 amino acids)
Biological process (GO): phospholipid transport
Cellular component (GO): mitochondrial intermembrane space
Molecular function (GO): phosphatidic acid transfer activity
Source: RefSeq, a predicted model, not a curated record